AUGCUAGAAGAGGACCAUGAUGAAGCCGGCAGGCUUCAUGUGCCUCCGCUAUUGAACGAAGACUUAGACGAACGAAUAGCCGAUCCCGAAAGCUCCGAGGGUCUGUCGCCUGAUGUCGAAGCAGGCAGCCUUCCAAUCUGGUUGCAGGAAUCAUCCAAAUCUUUUCGCUGGGGCUGGAUACCUCUCCCUCUUCGAAAAGCCGGCCGUGCGACCGUAAACUGGAUUAAAGGCCCUGUCCCACCACAUACGCUCUUGUUGACACCGUUGUUUCCACGCAUUCAAGAACUGCCUGUUCAAUAUUUGGAUCACUUUUUCCCGAAGCACAAGUUGAAAGUUGUCUUGCUACUAUUGCUAUAUGUAUCGUGGUUCUUGCCAUGGUUCUUUAUAUUGUUACACUCGCGCUCUUCUGGCUUUAUCAAGGGCUAUGGCCAGCUUCAAACUCUCUCUUGUUCAACGGAUUUCUGGAAUUUCGAUGGAUGCGGUCUCAACGGAAAUGACUGCCGGCCAUUUACCUCCUCCACCGUCGCUUUUCGGUGCCCUGCUAAUUGCCGCGAUACAAAACUGUUGUCGCCUCAUAUCGUUGGCAACCAGACAUACAACUAUCAAGGACUUGUGAUUGGUGGCUCACUGAUCUCGUCUGAACCGGCAAUUUACCGUGCUGACAGCUUCGUUUGCCAAGCAGCCAUUCACGCGGGAGCUAUCUCGAACGAUGGCGGAUGUGGUGUUGUGAAGCUUGAAGGCGCGGCGCAUUCUUUCCCAUCAGUGAAACGACAUGGAAUCCAGUCAGUUGGUUUCCCAUCAACUUUUCCCAAGGCGUUUAGCUUUUUCGAUCUACCUCCAUCGCAAGCGUACUGCCCAGCAGAUCCGCGGUGGCCGCUACUUGGAAUCACCGCUGCUGCCGUUGGUCUCCUCUGGCUCUUCUGUACAUCGCCACCAGUGCUGUUCUUCAGCUCAUUCUUUAUGGUCUUCUGUCAUACAGGGCUUGUUGGCGAUCCACCGGGAUAUCCUGCCUUAUCCGACCUUGUGUCCACCCUUCUGUCUCGGCUGUUGCCAGCGUCAUUCGUUGUAUAUGUUCUGUACACAUUCUGCGCGGCUCCACUUCUGAAGCCAAUCACUUCGCCAAUAUAUCAGUUCUCAAAGCUGCUCUUGUUUCUACCAGGCCUGUUCAUCGGGGCCUUGAACAAUUACACAUUCGCACGCCUGAUCCCCCUCCAGCGUUUGACGCCUAUGGAUAUUCAGAAACAGCCUGGUGCUAAAUUGGCAUUGGCAUUAGUCAUUCCUACUGUGAUUAUCAUUAUUUUCAGCCAAGCAUGGCAGAUUCGGCAGGGAGGCCUGCUGCCGCGUUAUCUCAAAAUCUACUGUACCAUGGGCCUGGUCCUUUUGGUCCUCUUGCCGCUCCCAGGUUUGAGACUUCGCAUUCAUCAUUAUAUUCUCGCUAUCUUCCUCAUGCCUGGUACCGCUUUCCCCACUCGACCCUCGUUGGUCUAUCAGGGCCUACUGCUUGGUCUCUUCAUCAAUGGGGUUGCCCGAUGGGGAUUUGCCUCUAUCAUUGAGACCCCCGCAGCUCUGGGAGAAUUAGCUCCAGGCCUGGGUGGUAAUGGAUGGUGGGGAGCCUCAUAUCCCAACAUCACCGAUUCAUCUGUAAAUAUCUCAUUGCCUGGGUUGGACUCGCGCGAGACCUACCGCGGAAACGGUAACAUCACCUUCUCAUUAUGGGAGCACGAGAGAAUGUCAAAUCUUGCCGUUGACGGAGUUUCUGUCUUGCUCAAUGAUGUUGAACGCUGGCGCGGAUAUCUUGACGAGGAUGAACGUGGUGAAUUCACCUGGCACCGCCAUGGUCACGAUGGUUUGGAGUUGGUACACCCGCCUUCUCUCGAGAAGUUUGCUCCGCAUGAUGGAGUUGGGACUGAGUCAGUCUUGCUAUCAGACAGUGAUCUCUCAGACGAGCCAGAGGUUCUCUUCUUCCGAUUCGCGUUCUUGAGAGGUGCCGAGGCAGGUAACUAUGGGCCCACUGGUGUCUGGCUGAGUGAUGGCACAUGGUAUUCCCCACCCCCUCCACGUAAAUAG
Messenger RNA from Penicillium taxi, 2067 nucleotides. RefSeq names its product LCCL domain-containing protein. The record is from RefSeq and is a predicted model, not a curated record. Bases 1 to 2067 code for a protein of 688 amino acids. NCBI's taxonomy places the organism in Eukaryota, Fungi, Ascomycota, Eurotiomycetes, Eurotiales, Aspergillaceae. The transcript has 2 exons.